ACACCUGGAUACACCUGGGGGACAUGGGAUGCACCUGGAUACACCUGGGGGAUGUGGGAUACACCUGGAUACACCUGGGGGACAUGGGAUACACCUGGGGGACACCUGGGAUAUCCUUGGGGAUCUCCGUGGUCAGCUACACACUCGAGGACGUGCACGAUGAGCAGGAUUACCUGCACUCNCUGGGCAAGGCCCGCACGGCUCAGGUGCAGCGCGACGCCCGCGUGGGAGAGGCCGAGGCCAAGCGGGACGCCGGGAUACGG
Molecule: messenger RNA, 263 nt
Organism: Corapipo altera (White-ruffed manakin)
Lineage: Eukaryota; Metazoa; Chordata; Aves; Passeriformes; Pipridae
Product: flotillin-1-like
Exons: 3
Biological process (GO): protein kinase C signaling; regulation of receptor internalization; positive regulation of endocytosis
Cellular component (GO): plasma membrane
Source: RefSeq, a predicted model, not a curated record